UUUGACAUUUUUUCGCAGGCACUUUCACUAUAUUUCGGAAGAAGUUAGCUUUAGUUUGCACGGUAGCAGUGGAAAGACUUUAAAAAGUGUUUCUUUAGAUAGGUCGUCUUUAAGCACCCACAGUCAUGAGAUUACUGGUGCUGCCUCUAGCAGCUCUGUUCCUUGCGUUGCUCUCCCAAGCAGUUGGUAAUCCACAAGAAGAAACUACAACAAAUAGAUCACUACGACGAUCUCGGUUCAAAUUGAAGACUAGACCAAAUGCGUUUAACUUGGCACAACCAAGACUACGACUCCAGCCGGCAGCUGCGACGAUGGGUGCCAGGGAUGAUGAAGCAGCUGCUGUAGAUGCUGUUGACGAAACUCCUGCUCGUCCUGUGGCGGCACGACAGCGACUUACCCGAAGAAGAGGCCAAGCUACUGAAGGAGCUGCAACUACUGAAGGAAGUGCAGCUUCUGAAGGAACUGCAGCUUCUGUUAGAUCCGGGACCAAAGUGAGGGUACAGCGAAGAAGAGGCGACGCAAAGCCUGCAAGUUCUACUGUUCCUCAGCGUCGCAGAAUUACCCCUGCAGCCACAAGCAGAAUUUCCUUGUCCCGAAGUACAGGCAACGAAAUUGAUAACGAUGUUGGGCCGGAGCAGAAGCCCACCGACUACAAGGUUGUCUGCUAUCACACCAACUGGGCCCAAUACAGGACCAAAAUUGGCAAGUUUACCCCCGAGCACAUCGACCCACACCUGUGUACCCACAUCAUCUUCUCGUUCGGCUGGAUGAAGAAAGGAAAGAUCGCUUCAAGCGAUGCUAAUGAUCUGUCCUUAGACGGCAAAAUAGGCCAAUAUGAGCAGAUUACUUCGCUCAAGAACAUCAACAAGAAUCUGAAAGUUCUGCUUGCUGUUGGUGGCUGGUCUUUCGGCACGAAGAAGUUUAAGGAUAUGUCGUCGAAUCGUUACAAUCGGCAGACUUUCAUACAGAGCACCAUUCCCUUCCUGAGAAAACAUAAAUUUGACGGACUAGACCUGGAUUGGGAAUAUCCUAAAGGGUCCACUGACAAGGCCAAUUUCGUCCAUCUUCUUGAAGAACUGAUGGAGGCUUUCAUCGGAGAGGCGGAGGCCACGGGCCAGACGCGUCUGCUGCUCACGGCUGCCGUGCCCGUUGGCCCCGACAACAUCAGGGGCGGCUACGACGUCCCGAAAGUUGCGAAAUUUUUAGAUUUUCUCAACGUUAUGGCGUACGAUUUCCACGGGAAGUGGGAGAACACCGUGGGACACAACGCGCCCAUGUACGCCCCCUCCUCAGACAGCGAAUACCGCAAGCAACUCUCCGUCUCCAAUGCCGCUAGAAUCUGGACGAACUUAGGAGCCCCUAAAGAGAAGCUUGUGAUCGGCAUGCCUACGUACGGGCGCUCCUUCACCCUGGCCAACCCUGCGCGCUACAUCGUCAACAGUCCCUCGACCGGCGGCGGCGAGGCCGGCAAGUACACCGGAGAGGAAGGCUUCAUGUCUUACUACGAGGUGUGUGAACAUCUGCGGUCUGGAGGAGUGUACAUCUGGGACGAAGAAAUGCAAGUUCCGUACAUGGUUAAAGGCAGCUUAUGGGUAGGUUUUGACGACGAGAGGGCAAUGAGGAACAAGAUGAAGUUCAUCAUCGACAACGGCUACGGUGGAGCAAUGGUGUGGACUCUGGAUAUGGAUGACUUCACUGGAGAAGUCUGUGGUGGCAAAACUAAAUUCCCACUCAUCAGCAUCAUGGCGGAAAUGCUGCUUGGACGCAGCCGUAAAGGCACAGACGUCGACUGGACUAAAGUCGCCAAGACUGUUGUGCCUGUGGUGCCUACCCUCCCUGAACCCACCGUGUCGCGGAUCUCACCUCAAGAAAUAGCUCAGCUCAUACCCAGAAUCGAUACUGUGGACGAUAGUCUCAACCUGUUUGCAGAAGACACCCCAAAAGUGGUGUGCUACUACACCUCGUGGUCCGUGAAGAGGCCGGGGGCCGGAAGGUUUGAACCAGAGAACCUGGAUCCGUUCCUAUGCACGCACAUCAUUUAUGCCUUCGCCACCAUGAAGGAUUACAAGAUGGCAGCCGCGGACCGCGCUGAUCUGGGAGAUAGCAGGAAAAUGGGAAUGUAUCAGAGGAUCACGGCUCUUAAGGAAAAGAAUCCAAAGCUCAAGAUUUUGCUGGCUCUUGGCGGCUGGACAUUUGGCUCUAAGCCCUUCAGGGAGCUUGUCUCCAACACUUACCAUAUGAACGGCUUUGUUUACGACUCCAUCGACUUCCUGCGUAAACAUAACUUCGAUGGCCUCGACGUUGAUUGGGAGUACCCGAGCGGUGCGGACGACAAGGCGAACUUCGUGCGGUUCAUCAUGGAGCUGCGCACGGCGUACGAGGGCGAGGCGGAGAGCACAUCAAACCCCCGGCUGCUGCUCACCGCUGCCGUCCCUGCCUCCUUCGAAGCUCUCGCUGCUGGAUACGACGUGCCUGAGCUCAGUAAAUAUCUGGAUUACUUCAAUGUAAUGACGUACGAUUUCCACGGCCAUUGGAACGAAGAAGUCGGCCACAACUCGCCUCUACAGCCUCUGCUCACUGCCAACUCCUAUGAAAAGAAACUCACAGUCGAAUAUAGUCUGCGGGAGUGGAUGAAGCAAGGAGCGCCGUCCCAAAAACUGCUCAUGGGUAUCCCAGUGUACGGGCGCUCGUUUACUCUAGCGGACCCCGAACAAUUCGACAUCGGCGCCGCGGCAGUGAAGGGAGGCAAGGAAGGCCGAUACACCGCUGAAGAAGGAUUCUUGUCUUACUACGAGGUUUGCGACUUCCUGUACGAAGAUAACACGACGCUGGUCUGGGACAAUGAACAGCAAGUGCCCUUCGCUUAUAAUGGCGAUCAGUGGGUCGGCUUCGAUGACGAGCGAUCUAUAGACAUCAAGAUGAGUUGGGUGAAGAGCAACAAGCUGGGCGGUGUUAUGGUGUGGAGCAUGGACAUGGAUGACUUCAGGGGUAACUGUGGAGCAGGUACAAAGUAUCCCAUCCUCAAUACCAUUCAAGAUGGACUUCAGAACUACUCAGUCGCUCUGACCUACGAGGGACCGUAUGAACACCGUCGUAAUGUCGACGGCACAAUAGCUAAGAAAGACCCGACCGUUGUGAACUGCGACGAAGGAGACGGUAUAAUUAGUUACCACGAAGACAAGGCAGAUUGCACCAAAUACUACAUGUGCGAAGGGGACCGCAAGCACCACAUGCCGUGCCCCGUGGACCUCGUAUACAACCCUGCAGGGACUGUAUGCGAUUGGCCCGCGAAUGUUCCUGGUUGUGAAAACGCACGGGUUCCUGGCGCAGGCAGGAGGAGAAAAUAGAUAUUUUUAUUGUGAAACGUAGGAUAGUUAUUGUGAUUUGUUCAAAUGAAACAUAAAUCUUGCGAACCAUAUUGUUCCCAUCAGAAGAGACUUGCUUCGUUCUGUUGAACCGUUUUUGCGCUCGAAUAACUUUCAUUUAAUUUUGUCUACAGCUAAGUUCUAUUGAAAUUAAAGUAUCAUUCACGUUGAUCAACUACAAUUUCGAUAAAACGGCCCAAGUAAGAAAUAACCUGAAACCCAAGGAAACUUACGCUGGUGAAUUUUCAGCAACCUUCUUUCGUGUCAAUCGUAUAAUCUUGUAAAUAAAAACCGUACCACAUGAAAGCAUGACGAUAAUAUUUACUUCAUGGAUACGUUAAAUAAAAUUGUUAGUUAUGCGUUGAUUGCUUUUAACUGUAGAGUAAUUCUAGUAUUUUUCGAGUUCUGAUUAGUGUAUUAUAUAUUUUAUAUUCAAAUUUCCUGUAUAAAAAUGUAUAAAGAUAA
Hyalella azteca is the source of this 3830-nucleotide messenger RNA. RefSeq names its product probable chitinase 10 (gene Cht7). Lineage: Eukaryota; Metazoa; Arthropoda; Malacostraca; Amphipoda; Hyalellidae. Gene Ontology annotation, biological process: chitin catabolic process; carbohydrate metabolic process. Gene Ontology annotation, molecular function: hydrolase activity, hydrolyzing O-glycosyl compounds; chitin binding. The transcript is spliced from 20 exons. Bases 126 to 3347 code for a protein of 1073 amino acids. Gene Ontology annotation, cellular component: extracellular region. The record is from RefSeq and is a predicted model, not a curated record.